Abrus precatorius (Indian licorice) is the source of this 5883-nucleotide messenger RNA. RefSeq names its product nucleolin-like. The coding region runs from base 194 to 2941 and encodes 915 amino acids. Gene Ontology annotation, cellular component: nucleus. Gene Ontology annotation, molecular function: mRNA binding. Lineage: Eukaryota; Viridiplantae; Streptophyta; Magnoliopsida; Fabales; Fabaceae. The transcript is spliced from 11 exons. The record is from RefSeq and is a predicted model, not a curated record.
AAAUAACUGCAAGGGGGCGCAGGUGGAAGUCACAACCGCAGGGGAGCAAAAUCUCUUUUACUCCACCGAUUCCAUACGAGAAAAUUGAGAGAUUUUCAAAGCAGAGGAAGCUGGAAACUUCACUUCACUUCACAUACAAAGGUUUAAUUCCCGUUCGUUAGAUUAGCGACUAUUGAUCGAUCGUUCAUCAAUCAUGAGAACUCGAAAUGCCGAUUCCUCUUCCAAAUCGGCAACCCCCAAAAAAACACCGCCAGCGAGGAAAUCCGCCGCUAAAACCACCGCAGAAUCCGCUGCGGUGAAGCGCACCCCUGCCACCAAAACCAGAAGCAUCAAGAAGAAAGAGGCCUCGCCCGCACCCGGUUCCAAUCUCGAUCAAUCUCCUUUGGAGCAAAAAUCGUUAGCCAGUGCUAGCACUACAAAAUCUAUAAAGAAGAGGACUCCAGGGAGACCGAGAACUAAGGUAAUUGAUAUUCCUGAUUUGGAAGAACAAUUAGAGGCAGUAGCUGAUGAAACACCAAUUGAAGAUAAUUUAGAGCCAGCAGGGAAAGUGGAAGAACCUAGAGAUGUUGAAGUUGUGAAUGCAGAUGAUGUUGAGGGUGAGAAAAAGGGGGAACAAGGUGUUGGGUCUGUUAAAUUAUAUGAUGAGAAGGAACAGAAGUCCUUGGAAGUGGAUGAACCUGUUGUUGAAAACGUUUGCAAAUCGGGGGAUAAGGGGAAGGGCAUAAUGGAUAUUGAAGUAACUGCUUCUCAGGAUGCUUCUAUAACUUUUAAACGAUCUGGGCGCACCAUUGUUGACCUCAACAUAUCUGCAGAUAAUGAAGAUUGUACUGGUGAAAAGGAGGGAGAGGAGGAGUUGACAAAAGAGGAGGGAAAGAAAGGAAAUGAAGGGUUUAACAAACUGGAAGGAGAGAAAGGAAAGGAAGAGUUGAAAGAUCAGGAAGGGGAGAAAGGAAAGGAAGAUUUGAAAGAUCAGGAAGGAGAGAAAGGAAAAGAAGAAUUGAUGGAACUAAAAGGAGAAAAAGGAAGGGAAGAGUAUAAAGAACAGGAAGCAGAGAAAGGUAAGGAAGAGUUAAAAGAACAAGGACAGAAAGGAAAGGGAGAGUUGAAAGAACUAGAAAGAGACAAAGGAAAGCAAGAGUUGAAAGAGGAGGAACCAGAUAAAGGAACAAGAGAGGAAACUUACCUUUUUGGACAGGAGGAGAACACUGAGUCUUUUGGUGUAGAAAUGAAAGCCCAGAUGCAAGAUGAAGAUGAUUAUCCCAAAAAGGAUGGUGUUGAUGGGCCAAAGAAUGAUGAGAAGUUAGAUCUUGGAGAACAAGGGACGGAGGAGCUUGUUGAGGAAGAUCCAGAGGAAGAUCCUGAGGAACCUCAAGAAGAAACAGAGGCGGCAUUGGAGGAGGAGCAUAGGGAAUUGGAGGCCAUUGCAAAGCAGCGGAAGAUUAGAAAAGAACACGAGAUUUUUGUUGGUGGGCUGGAUCGGGAUGCUACAGAGGAAGAUCUGAGGAAGGUUUUUCAGAGGAUUGGGGAGAUAGUUGAAGUCAGGUUACAUAAAAAUUCUUCAACAAACAAAAAUAAGGGCUAUGCUUUUGUGAAGUUUGCUAAUAAGGAGCAUGCAAAGAAAGCUCUGUCUGAAAUGAAGAACCCUGUUAUACAUGGUAAACGGUGUGGAACUGCACCUAGUGAAGAUAAUGACACAUUAUUCUUGGGAAAUAUUUGCAAUACAUGGACAAAAGAAGCUAUUAAACAGAAGUUGAUAGAUUAUGGUAUUGAAGGGGUUGAAAGCAUCACACUUGUCCCAGAUGUUCAGCAUGAAGGCAUGAGCCGGGGCUUUGCAUUCCUAGAGUUCUCUUGUCAUGCUGAUGCCAUGCUUGCAUACAAGAGGCUUCAAAAGCCCGAUGUUAUCUUUGGCCAUGCUGAGCGAACAGCCAAAGUAGCCUUUGCUGAACCCAUUCGAGAACCAGACCCUGAGAUAAUGGCGCAGGUGAAGUCUGUAUUUAUUAACGGUCUCCCCUUACACUGGGAUGAAGAUCUUGUGAGGGAGCUGUUCAAAUCUUAUGGUGAAAUAAUAAGAAUUGUACUAGCACGGAAUAUGUCUACAGCUAAGAGGAAGGAUUAUGGAUUUGUUGAUUUUUCUACACAUGAAGCUGCUGUAGCUUGUGUUGAUGGUGUAAAUAAAUCAGAAUUGGGGGAUGGAGCAUCAAAGAUAAAAGUGAGAGCUAGGCUGUCAAAUCCAUUGCCUAAAACGCAGGCUGUUAAAGGUGGCAUGUGUGGUGGGUUCCGAAUUGGUCAUGCUAGGAGUGGAGCCUUUCCAAGAUCUGGAAGGGGUUUUGGGCGGGGAAGACAGCCCUUCAAUAAUUGGGGAAAUUUCAACAGGGACAGGACUUUCUAUCAUGAUGGACACAGUCAAAUUGGAAGGAUGGCUUUUCGGGACACCCGUGAUUUUAGUACGUAUCCAGAUUUUCGUCAGAGGCAAUUUGGUACCCAAGGAGCUGUGAGGGGUGGACAUUAUGCAGGUAGCAGAGGUGCAGCUUUUGCUGGUCCAUCCAGACCUUAUAAUGAUAGAGCCUGGUAUGGUAUUCCUGAUGGGGGCCCUAGUGAGCCUAUUCCUCCAAGAGGGCCGUACUCUCCAGGUGGACAGUUUGACAUGCCUUUCAUGGGAAGGCAUUUUGAUGACCCAUAUCUAUAUGAUGGCAAUAUGCAUGCGAUGAAACGCCCAUUUUAUAUGACUGAUCCUGAACCUGAUUACAUGGGGCCUAAUAGACAUCGUCCCCGAUUGGAUUAUGCAGAUCCACCUAUAUUUCAUGGAACACAUCAUCAUGAUUCUUUUGGGUCCGGGAACAGACAGUACCCACCUGACUACUAUGGUUCUGAUUAUGGUAGAGGCCCAUAUUCAUCUUAUUAUGGGGGUGAUGGCUCACAUGGACAUGGAUACUAUUAUUAGUGUCAAGAACCUUUAUGGUGGCUCUGGAAUUAUGGGAUGGACAUCUCCAAAUACAAGCAUGUUGCUUGAGCAUACAAUUUUGAAAUUGUUUGUUUAUUUUAUACCCUUCUCUCUUAUUCCCAUCUCUCUUAUUCCCAUUCCACCUGGUUUGUUUCUAUAUAUCUGUUAGAUUAUAGUUGGUAUAGACUAAGUUGAUUGUCGUGUAGGUUGUCAGUCGUCUCUCUGGUCCUGGAGUAAGCUAUUAAUAAGAUUUAUAUCGAAUAGGCUAGAUUUUCUUCCUUUACCUAGGUAUGAUUAGGUCAGGGACUUGUAUUUGAGGAUGCUUUGUUGAAUGUACAAUAUAAUUUUGAAUCAUCAAGUAUAACUUUGAUGAUCAGAUAGUUUAAAGGACUAUUGGAAGAAAAAUCUUUCAAGUGAUGGGUUUAUCUUUUUACAAAGUGAUAGGCAAGGUUUGAUAUUUGAAUAUGCAUAUGGAACCUCUUUUGAUUCUUAUGAAGGUGUUGGAGAGUUUGCUUACAGUUUCAUUUCAUUACUAGGAGCUAAUUUUGAUCUGAACCGAAAGCUACCAUAUUUUGAAGUCCUUUUGAUUGGGUGGGAUCUUCAAAUAUUUAUUGAUGUCCAUAUGGAAGCAGCCGUUUUAUGGAAAACUUUGUUAUUGAAUUUAUUGGAAGAUCGAGACUAGGGAUUAGGUACAGUGAAAGGCUGGGAAUGAGUUUCAUGGAUAUUGUCAUGGUUAUGGGGAAAAUGACCCAUUUGAUUAAGUUCUUUUUGAUACUAAGUAAUUACUAAUUUGGGUAUCUGUGGGGAGAUCUACAUUUUCUUUUCUUUCUGAUGUAGUAUUGGCACCGACUGAGAAUAAAAUCACUGUUGAUUUAGAGUGUGAAUAUCUAAUGUUGUGGGCAUCUAAGGAUGUACCCAGUGUUUUAAUUGUCAGCUAUAUUUAUUUUGGAUGGUUCUAUGAAACAUAUUGUGAACCAUAUCAAAUAGAACUGGAAGCAUUUUCUUCUUGCAUUGAAUAUUACUAGGUCGUUUCUCUUUCUGUAGUCUUAGAAUGUUUAUUGUUGUGAAUAGGCGGUGGGAGCAAAGCAAUCAGAAUGCUACUUUGGAUCUAGCAUGGACCAGUGCCUGUCUUUUGAAUAUUUAAUGAUUAUGUUACACCUAGAAGUUUAAGGUGUAAUACGAUUUAUUGAGGUACUAAUUUGUUCAAAAACCACAAUGGUUACCGAAUGCAGCCAAAGAUGUAAGGUGUCAUGCUUAGCGGCUUAAAGGUUGGGUUAGAGACAGUGGAACAGGACUUGGAUAUAAGAUGCUUGCUAUUCAUGCAUUCUGUUUUCAAUAUAAAUUCACUAGGAUUUUCUGAGGGUGUUUCUGUUUAUGUAGCCUUAUCUUGCUGCAGUCUUGUUUUAGAAUAGUUAGGAGUGAUUUUUUUGAGCUUUUCAGUUGCCUUUCAGGUACCAUUUUUUUUGUGAUAAAUUUCUCAAAUUUUGUUGUUUGGCUUUUUGUUGAAAAAUGUCUUGAAUAUUUGUUUUUGUGUGGGUCAGCAUCCUUAGGACUUUUAGCUGGAGUAAAGACUUGCUUUCAGCCUUUAGGAUUAAUUUUAAGCAUAUACAAGUAAUAAGCUUUUAGUGAAAAACUUUUAUUACAUUGGAAAUACAAAAGUGUAGUAAAUACUUUUUUUUUAAUAAACUUGCAACUCAUAAAUGCUUUAAAUCAGUCAUAAGGUCUAGUGUCAACAUUUUCCACUAAAACACACAAAAACACCCACCUCCUUCAUUCCCAAGAUCUGAAAUAUUUUCAGUUCCUUAUUAAAUUUUAAUGGGUUUCAUCAUGGAAUAUUGCUGCGCAUAUACUGAAGUGGCUGGGACUUGGUAUUUGUGGGAUGGUUACUUCCCAUCGUCAUUGCAUUACAAAAUUGGCCUCAUUUCUGUGUUCAGUUGGGUAGCAUGAUGCAUUGAUUCCCUAAGGAUUUGGUUAGAUGCCUUUACUGGAUUUUUGCACAGAAUUUGGCUUAGAUAUGAUAAACUACAUCUUUUACAGGAUUUAUGAGUAGUCAGAGGCAUAAACCAAUUCAUUGUCGGAUUAUUGUUAAGAACCAAUAUCAAUACAAUAAUGAAAGGACUUUUUUCUUUUAGACUUUGAGAUCCCUAUUAUCUGUUUUAAUUAAACUUGAAAUUUGUAAUUACUAUAAUGGGCCUAUUAACUUUUCUUGAUAAACAAAUGGCUAUAUGAAUAGACAAAUGAAGUCUCUUGAGUCUUGACCAACUGAAAGUGUAACGAUGCUGCUAAGCCAUUUUUUUUUCCCUUUGCGUCCUGCAUUGAUUUUAAUUUCAGUUGUUCCUCUAUUAUUUUGACCUAAAGUUUGGACAAUCUUUUACUUUCUUUUGCUUGGUUGUACAAGGGGAGCCCGUUUGUGGCAAUGUAUUUCUGAAUUUACAUUUUCUGCAAGAGAUCCUAGGAAUUUUUAAGACGUGUAGACUAGAUCAUGGUCUUUUAGCUAAGAAUGGGCAUUUACAAUUAAUCAAAUAGAAAGUGCUUGCAGUGUUGGAUAAUCUAGCUACGUCGUUUUAUGACUUCUAGACGUAUUUGGUUGUGCUCCAGGUAUGUUAGUUAGACUGGCUUAUGCUAAUAUCUAUGCUUAAUUUGAGCAAUGGUCUUUAGCCUGUGCAGCCGAAUUUAUUUCUUUACACUUGAUAGUUGUUAUUGUUUUUUUUUUAACGUUGAAUGAUAUCCAGACAUUCCAGCACCGAAACUGUGUAAAGAAUAUAUACUAGCUUCUGGUGUUUUCUUACUCAGUUCUAGAGUUGGAAGAUGGAAUCCAUUGAAGGGUAGGUAGGGCCUCUCAUGUUAUGUCGAAUAUUCAGAAUUCAUACAAUUGUAAUUGCUAUGUAAUUUUUGCAGUCGAUGUCUGGGAUUUAUUCUGAUGGAUUAAUUCUAAUUCUUUG